GGCCACAGUGUACAUUCUGGUUCUAUAACCAGGGUGAGGCAGGUUCUCUGUCAUAUUAGUCUGGAGUUGGGUAAUAGUAUAAUUUAUAUUACCACAUUUAUACAAACAUGGAUUACACAUAGGUAGUGGUGAAGUCAGUACUGGUAAUACACUAUGGUCUAAUGGCUACCUGUAUUCUCACCUGUAUUUACUGUGUCAGGUGUGAUACAGGCUAUAGGGUAAAUCACAGCAAGGACAUAUCUCAUUAAUGUAUUGCAGUUACAAAUAUAAUAUAUUACAGCAAAAACCAGUAGUGAUAUUGUGUAUUACAGCAAGAACCAGGUUUGAUAUGGUGUAUUACAGCAACGACCAGGUGUGAUAUGGUGUAUUACAGCAACGACCAGGUGUGAUAUAGUCUAUUACAGCAACGACCAGGUGUGAUAUAGUCUAUUACAGGCAACGACCAGGUGUGAUAUAGUCUAUUACAGCAAGGAACAGGUGUGAUAUAGUGUAUUACAGCAACGACCAGGUGUGAUAUAAUGUAUUACAGCAACAACCAGGUGUGAUAUAGUCUAUUACACAGAGGAGUGUAUUACAGCAACAUCCAGUGGGGAUACAGUAUAUUACAGCAAGGACCAGGUGUGAUAUAGUGCAUUCUCUUACAAAGAGAGAAUGUGUGUAGUUUUCAGUUAGUGAUCAGUUCUUAGAUUGGUGACUAUAUUACAUCACCUGUCUGAUAGAAGAAUAAGAGAUCCUGACAGUCUGUUUAAAUGUCAUGCUGGUUACCUAGUAUUGGAAAGUUAAGGAGUAUGGAACCUGGGAUUAUGUGUUAACCUAACACAUCAACAGAUUAAUACUUCCAUUAAAUUGUACUAAUUUAUUUACAACAUGAAACAGUAGGUAUAUCUUGUAUGUAUUCUGUGACACCAAAUUUAAAAAGAUGGCUGGAAGCUCUGGAUCACACAGAUCGGUGAUCACUCAUCGCUCCUUUCCUGGUUUCCAUGCACGAAGUGCCACAUCUAUAGCAUUGGAAGAUAGGUCAUUACGCCCUCUCAGUCAUGAUGCAUCUGACCUCGACCAUGGCGAUGUCCACCGUGACAGCCAUUAUGAUGUCAGAACCCCUGAUGUCCAGGACCUCAAUAAGUUUGAAAACAACUGGGAGGAUCUGGAUGCUGAAUUUGAAUCAAGAGACGAUACUUGGGAAAGUAGUGUUAUAAAGACAGAGAGAUGGGAAACAGACAAUACUGAAAUGAUCCCAAAACAAAAUCAUGACAACUUAUCAAAGGCUGACCAAAAUGACGAGGAUUUAUGGGAUGCCAAAGAAGUUGCAUGGGAAAUCGGCAAAGUUGAAGAUGUUAGUUUGAAACACAUGGAUCCCAGGUCAGAAAGGAGUGAAACCUAUAAAUUGUCAGGAGAUAAAGUCCGAGCUGAUGGAGCCAAUGAUGGCGGGUCUGUUGGUUGCUGUGGUUACAUACUGUGGUUCCUGUCGCUCGUGGUCAUAGCCUGCACUUUUCCGUUUUCUCUUUGCCUUUGUAUCAAGGUGGUGCAGGAGUAUGAACGAGCUGUUAUAUUUAGACUGGGGCGACUGGUCAAAGGCGGGGCCAAGGGCCCAGGCCUGUUCUUCAUCAUGCCGUGUAUCGAUUCCUACACCAAAGUGGACAUAAGGACAGUGUCUUUUGAUGUUCCCCCUCAGGAGGUUCUGACCAAGGACUCUGUUACUGUGGCUGUGGAUGCUGUGGUAUACUAUCGUGUCCAGAAUGCCACCAUGUCCAUAACAAAUGUGGAAGACGCUAACCGAUCAACCCGUCUCCUCGCUGCUACAACUCUCCGAAAUGUCUUGGGAACCAAAAAUCUGAGUGAGAUCCUGUCUGAGCGUGAAUCAAUUAGUCAUGUGAUGCAGGCCAACUUAUUUGAAUGCACAAACCCCUGGGGUAUCCAUGUAGAACGUGUUGAGAUUAAGGACGUUAGACUGCCUGUCCAGUUACAAAGAGCUAUGGCUGCUGAAGCUGAGGCUGCUAGGGAGGCCAGAGCUAAGGUGAUUGCUGCAGAAGGAGAACAGAAAGCAUCUCGAGCACUGAAGGAGGCAGCUGAUGUUAUCUCCGAGUCACCUGCUGCUAUCCAGCUCCGCUACCUUCAAACUCUUAACACCAUUUCUGCAGAGAAAAACUCCACAAUCAUUUUCCCACUGCCAAUAGACCUGGUACAGUCCCUCCUGGGUCGACAGGGAUCAAACCUUUGAUACAGCAUCACCUGACAGUAAAAUGUACGCAUAUUGUGGAUAUUGUUAUAUAUGUAUACGUGAGAUUGUGAUAAGCAGUUUGAGUGGACAUUAUCGAGAAUGAGUCUGGAGGUUUAAGUUGGCAGUAAAACAACGGGAAGAAGUCAUGAUUACGGAGUAGAAUAACUCUAUACCCGAGUCUAUGUACUAUAGUAACGUAUACCUACUUUUGUAACCAGAAAAGUGUUGUGAGAUAUCAUUAAAAUGUUCAUUUGAAUUUUAAAAAGAAUCUGCUAAGUAAUAUAAUGCUCUUCAUGUAUAUGUUCUAAUAUUAGUCAAAACCUAACAAUCUUCUGUCAGUCAGUGAUUUACAAUUUACAAAUAAAUAUAAACUACAAUCUUUUGUGAAUCAUUUCUUCAUUAGAUGUAAUGUAUAUAUAGGUAUAAGUUUAAUUAUUCUCUCAUUGCAGUUAGUUUUACUUACAGAAAAUAAAAUGCAAUAAGAGAUUUGAUUUAAUUAUGAAAUAUUGCCAAAGAGGUAACACAGCAAACGUCUUGGUACACACUUUCCUCGUCAUUAGAUUUUUAAUGACAAUCAGGCUUUUUUUUUUUUUGGCUUUUAACAAUUUCUUUAAUAAGUGAAGCUGGAAGAAAACUGAUUAAGAUCUCCAGGUAAGUAAUGGUAGAUGAAAGGUGGAGAGGGAUAUUGUACAGAGUGAUACUCUGUUACCUGUACAUACCUGAUUCUCAAACAGGAACUGUUGAUUAUUACAGUGUUACCUGUACAUACCAGAUUCUCAAACAGGAACUGUUGAUUAUUACAGUGUUACCUGUACAUACCAGAUUCUCAAACAGGAACUGUUGAUUAUAACAGCAGCAUGCAAACUAAUUACAGGGUAGAUAAAAUGAGGGUUUAUGACCCGAAUGUUUGUGUAAUAUUGUAUGGAGUAUUACUAACAUGGUCAGUUUCAGCUGUUACCAUCGGUCACUGUAGUAUGCAAUUGUAAAAUGUCUCAAGUCGUUACAUUUGUACCCCUAGAAGUAGAUUUUAUAUUCAGACUCAUAUUCAUUUUUUAGCAUUGAUGUCAUCAAGUCAAGUAGCUCAUUGAAUUUAAAAACGAUUAUUAUGAUUAUAAUCACACUAAAUGUACUAGUUACAAGAUCCAUCUUUUAUUUAUAAGCAGACUUUCUAAUGGUACCGUAUUUGACCUAAUAAGUGCACUGUGUGAUUACAAAAACACAAAAGGAAUGCUGUUGAUAACCAUGUACAGGGAAAAGUUUCCAUGUGUUAUCUUGGUGGAAAAAAUAAACUUUUUCUCAUUUACAUAUAUUUAUGUAGUGAAAACGAUCCAAAGUCUUUGGUUGAAUAGCUGAAGAUUUUAGUAGAUAGUGAGAUAAGGAACCUUAUAGCACACCAAUCCUCUUUUCCUAAAAACAAUGGAUGUGUGCUUAUUAGGUUGAAUACUGUAUUUUAGAUUGUGUUGGCAUGACAAAAGUUGUACAGCCACGUAGAUGUAUCAACUAUGUGAGAGUUUGUGCGAUUUGACAGGUGAAGGGACAUAACUCCAAUCACAUUAAAUACUGCAUGUUUUCCUGAUUUUCCUGUCUGUGGUUUUGUGAGAGAAGCUUAUCUCUGGUGUAUGUUACUUCAGAAUAUUCUAAAUAUUAUGUCAUGUGUUAAUAAAAUGUAUCUGAGAACUGCCAUCAAUCUAGCCAUUAUUCUGAUAACAUCAUCAUCAUCAUAUACAGUGCCUUGGACUGGAGCUCUGUGUUCUCGUCUUCUCCCACAUACCUGUAUACUUAUUCUACAUAACUCCGAACGAGGACGAGAGGUGACCCCCAUAUCAGGGGGAAAUGUCAGCACACUUGCCAACUUCUUGGUAUUUUCAUUUGGGAGAUAAUUUGUGUUCAAUAUUUCUGUUCAAGCCUAAAAACGAACAUUUGCAUACAAAUGUAUCUCUUUUGGCAAACAUUUAAAGUACCUUAAAAACACAUACUGGAUAUUUUGUAUUUUCAGCUGGUUUAACUUCUUGUUAAUUGUGUUUUCAAAAUUAUAAACAAACAAUCAAUGAAGAAGUUUUAAUGACAAUAUAUUUGUAAAUUAAUGGGUGAAAAAUCAGGAGCCCCCUCCCCCCUUCUAAAUGGGGAGGAUUGGUAAGUAUCCAUGCAAAUGUCAAUUUCAUGUCAGUAUAUGCUUGAAUUUACAUUAUAUUGUAUAAAUUAAGGUAAAAUCAAAUUUGAAAAAGAAAUAAUAACAUUUAGUGCAAUGGAACUUAUGAAAAUGAACAUGUAAGACAUAAUCAGUGUUAAUGUAGAUUUAGACCUGGAUUAGAGAGUUAGCUUAUUUAACAUAGGUAAGGCUAAAUUGAAAAAAAAGUUUUUUUCUACUGUAGAAACUGGGAACACCUUAACCUAUGUUGUUCAGUCAUUUCACUUGUUAAUUUUCCUUUUUAUGUAUUGUGUAGUUAUACAGAUCUGUUUAUCUAAGGCAUGAUAUAGAUCAUAAUAUAUACUGUGUCUCUGUUAUAUAUCUUGUAAUAAAAUUAUAAGUGUCA
Molecule: messenger RNA, 4752 nt
Organism: Pecten maximus
Lineage: Eukaryota; Metazoa; Mollusca; Bivalvia; Pectinida; Pectinidae
Product: band 7 protein AGAP004871-like
Exons: 8
Coding region: 920-2218 (432 amino acids)
Cellular component (GO): plasma membrane
Source: RefSeq, a predicted model, not a curated record